This is a messenger RNA of Morus notabilis, 376 nucleotides long. RefSeq names its product small ubiquitin-related modifier 1-like. The coding region runs from base 10 to 312 and encodes 100 amino acids. NCBI's taxonomy places the organism in Eukaryota, Viridiplantae, Streptophyta, Magnoliopsida, Rosales, Moraceae. Gene Ontology annotation, cellular component: nucleus. The record is from RefSeq and is a predicted model, not a curated record. The transcript has 3 exons. Gene Ontology annotation, molecular function: protein tag activity; ubiquitin-like protein ligase binding. Gene Ontology annotation, biological process: protein sumoylation.
UCGUGCUCAAUGGGUGAGAGUUCUGAGAAGAAAAAAUCCAUGGAUGGAGAAAAGGAAGUUCCAUGCGUCAAGAUCCAUGUCAAACACCAGGAUAAGCCUUCGGUUUUCUUCAAAGUAAGAACGAGCCAACGGUUAUUCAAGGUGUUGUCUCUUUACUGUGAGCGUCAUAACCUCGAUUACAAGACCAUGCGCUUCGUCUUCGAUGGUGCCCGUGUUCUUCCAACCCACACCCCAAGUUCGCUUCAUAUGAGAGAUGGGGACCAAAUUGACGUCUUGGGUAACGCUGAUGGUGGUGGUGGAGGAACAUUUUGAGGACUGAUCAUAUGAAUCUUGAAAAAAUUAUUAACUAUCUUUUUAUUAUAAGUAGUUUAUAUUA